CUUGAGCCUUGAAGUUGAAGUUGAAGAGAUCCAAUUGUUCAGCAACUUGAAGCCAUGAGAAGUCAGCAUUGGCGCGCCUGCACUGGCAGCUCUUUCCACUGCCAGAUUGCUUUUCCUUGGACAGAAUCUUGUUUUCCCUCCCUGUAUUCUGUCUGCCCCAUAUAGCUUGCUGAUGUUCUCUCACGAUGGCUGCUGCACUUCAGGGCUUGGACUUUUCCGGCUACAUGGAUCCACUCAUCCAGGCUGCAAGAUCUGAGCUGCAGAAUAAGACAGCAUACGCCAGGGUGUGGCUGGAGCCUUUUCAUGACGAGUUGAGAGCUGUUGGCAAGCACUAUGAUUGGCUUCCCUUCGAGCUGCUUCUAGUGAUGCACUCCCUGUACGUCGCCUCCCUCUUUCGCCGGACUGAGUACACACGCUUCUGGCCGGCCCUCUUCUGGGUGUCCUUCAUCGCCGCCUUUGGGAGUGGCAGCCUGGUCAACAUCUGUUUUCACGACUACCCAGCCUGGCUCAGAAGUGACGCCAUCCUGCUGACCUACGCAGUCUGCUGGUAUCUGGUGUUGUUCAGUCCUGGGGACGUAGUCUUCAAGGUGUACAGUAUGCUGCCUAUCAGGGCUGCUUGCAAGCUGGCCACGACGCUUCUCAAAGCCCGCAACGUCGCCAACUCGGUCCACCGCGCCGUUCAAGUCUUUGGCCCUAGCCAAAUCGUGGCGCCGCUGUUUUUCGGCGUCCUGGGGGGGUGUGGGGGCACCUAUCUCACGGACAUGGCUUCUUAUAUCUUGGGGAUCAAGAAGCCUAUCGAAUUCCUCGAACCGUCCUGGGCGACUCGGUCCGUUUUUCUGAGCGCCGCCUUCUACCUGUUCGCUGUGCACUGGUACGCCAUUCUUCCGCAAGACGUGGCCACCACUAUCGGUGUCUCCGUUCUGGCCGCGCAGAGUUUAGGGGCCGAGCUGACAGGCUGGCCGCUUGACUUCACCGCACCGUUUGAGUACAUGUUCCAUUCACUGAGCGGCAUCCCUGUCGCUUCGAUUUGGAAAGACGGGGGGCAUCAACCAAGCGGGAAAGCCGUCUUUGAGGCACGAAAAAAGAAGGUCAUGUAAAUACUGCGCAGCGCUCAAGGUAUGCCAUAGAUUUGGACAAGCCACCUGUACAUGUUCUUACAGAUUAAAAGCUAGCACUUGCCACGAUUCGCCGGCCACAUCGAGGCCUCAAAUUCACCAACAAGAUGCGCGCACUGAUCAGAUUGAUUGAGCUCACGGAACCUGCAGCCCGCAGUUAUGCAGAUAC
Molecule: messenger RNA, 1284 nt
Organism: Klebsormidium nitens
Lineage: Eukaryota; Viridiplantae; Streptophyta; Klebsormidiophyceae; Klebsormidiales; Klebsormidiaceae
Source: the annotation of a GenBank genome assembly